Uranotaenia lowii is the source of this 11668-nucleotide messenger RNA. Its product is annotated as histone-lysine N-methyltransferase ash1-like. The transcript is spliced from 8 exons. NCBI's taxonomy places the organism in Eukaryota, Metazoa, Arthropoda, Insecta, Diptera, Culicidae. Bases 1006 to 9906 code for a protein of 2966 amino acids. The record is from RefSeq and is a predicted model, not a curated record. Gene Ontology annotation, molecular function: histone methyltransferase activity; chromatin binding; protein binding. Gene Ontology annotation, cellular component: nucleus.
AGUGGCCAGUCCGUGAAAUUUGACGACGACGAUUUUUGCGGGACUGUCGCGCGAAAGAAUUACCUGCGGUUUGUGUCAAUAUUUACGCCCUCACGUUGCCCUCGGAAGUGAUCAAAGUGGGCCGUGAAGUGUCGCGCAAACAUUUUCGGAGCGUUUACGUGCAAAUUUUACCGUGUUUCGUCGCUUGAAUCGUUAAAAAAGUGAAUUUUUCGGCUCAGGGCGACCUGGGUUUUGGGUUAUGGUGUGUUGGGAAAGUUUUUCGUUCGAAAGUUGGCUCCUUGCUACGUGAAAAAGAGUGUAUCGUGUUUGACAGGGGCCCCGCUAGAGAGUAGUUACGCGAGACGCCAUUUUAGAAUUUUUAUAUUUUGCUUCGAUCGGAGUAAUUUAUCGGGGUUUUGGGAUUUAUCAGUGCCUGGCAGUUGAUUUGAAAAAGGGGCAGAAGUUGUGAGUGGGUUUUUUGGGAAGUGUGAUCAAUUUUCGAAGGGGGAAAUUAAAAGUGUCAAGCUGCAUAACGGAGUCGUAAUGAUUCGGAAGUGGAACGAAAAUGGAUUCCGAAGAUUGGAUUAUGGAGCAGAGAAGUGGUUGUGGUGGUGGUGGCAAAAGUAACUCUCGCUCUCGAGGGGAGGUGAAAUGUUGAUUUAGGACUCUCGUUCAAUGUUUUUGUACUUUUCGACAACGAUCCUCUAACACACGUGGGCCAGUAAUUGGGCAGCAGCUGGCAGAAGGUUAAGUUGACGACAUCAACAACCUGUGCCGAAAUUCGUUUCUGCCAAGAGGAACGACGUGGAGGCGUCGUUUGAACUCAUAAAGGAACACCAGUAUAGUUGUAACAAGAAUUGAAAAAUAAUACACCCACAACGACGAAACGCACAAAAUUCGCCGUAAAAAUUAGGGGGAAGCGAGCUGUUUUGUGAAUCAACAACAGCCAGAAAAAAAAUCAAAGCAAUCUUAGAAAAAUAACAAGCGGGUGGUAAACAAACGUCAACAGAAUCAAUCGGGACAGUAAUGACGACAGUUAAAACGACCCCGCCGGUGGAUUCGAACCCGCCGGGCAAAUCGCCGCUUUCGUCCAGCUCCAGCUCAUCCUCGUCGUCGGAUUCGGACGAUGGAUCGGAUACGUCGUCCGAUUCCGACUCGUCCUCGGUGGCGUCGACGAGCAAAACCAGCAGCAAGCAGAGCUCGGACAAGCAGCAGCAGCAGCAGCAGCAUCAUGCGGCAUCUAAUCAGCAACAGCAACAACAGCAGUCGCAGCAACAGGCUCAACAACAACCACAAAAUCCGCCUCAUCAACUGCAGCAGCAGUUUAGUGUGACAAGCUCGGACACCGCAGGGCUUCGCAUGAAAAUAUCGAUUCCUCGGAACCAGUCCAACUCGACGCCCACCCCUUCGCCCUCGGGAUCGAACCGGCCCAGCUCGUCCACUAGCGUGAGGGCUGCGGUCACCAGUAGCCCAGCUCCGGCCACUCCCGGGUCCACGGCCAGCAGUAGUAAGCCAGCCAUCGGUGGAGAGCAAUCGGCUUCAACGCCGCCAGCCAAGGGGGCAGCAGCAAAAGGGAAAAGUGACUCCAGUUCCGAGAGCUCGUCCUGCCUUUCUAACUACAGCGAUAGUGAUAGCGAUAGCAGCAGUUCGGACAACCGGAACAGUGCGGGGAAGAAGACGAGCUCGUCGGGAAGCGGGCACAAGAAGCGGAAGUUUGUCAAGCGGAAGAAGACCAAUCGAUGUGGGUCGACGAGUAGCAGCAGUGGGAGUGAUGACUCGAGUGAUUCCGAUUCGAGUAGCGAUGAUAACCAGGAUGAUAGUAAGGACGUCAGCCAGGAGAGUCAGGGGCCAUCGACUUGUGGAUCGGUGCCGUUGUCCACGUCGACUCCGGCUAAGCCAAGUGUGGGAGCUGGUGCGAUGUUGGCUAAUCAAACUACUCCCGAUGCUGAUGGUGGAUCGUCGUCGGACAAUGAACUUCCGGCGUUGGUUAAUGCAGCUAUUAUGAGGGUAGCUGAGAGUGGAUCCGAUAACGAUAGCUAUCAGGGGACUACUUCCUCGGCGAUGCCUCUUUACACUUCCUGCCUUUUGCGAGAUUUCGUCGCCAAAACGACAAUGCUAGGGAAUUCGACGAACGCCCAACCUCAACAUGCUUCAACCAGUUUGUCGAAUACGCAAUGUGACCUAAACAGAAUCAAGACUGAAGCCUCGAUGGCCGGUGGAUCUGGAAGCUCGAUCAACGGUGUGGCCUUAGCUAGGACAGAUCCUUCGAUGAUUGUGCCGAUCAAGAGGAGGGGUCGACCUCCGAAAACCUCUUCAAUUGCUCCCGUUGCUAUGACUAUUGUGUCGAAGGGAGCUGUCAAAGCGCAUCCUCACACGAUUAGUGAAUCUCCUGAUUCGGGAAUACUCUCGACGCAUAGCUCGACUGGAUCGCCGAAAACAGAGAAGAAACAACCGAUCGCUUGCAGUAGUAGUAGUAGUAGUAGUCAGAAACGAAAAGGUGAAGUGGAACCUGUCAGUAGUGGGUCGAGUAAAGCAUCCAUUGUGGCUCCUUUAACAAAAUACACUAUUGCGAGCUUGGACAGGAAUACGUAUGCAACGGAACGUGUUUUGUAUCCACCUAGGGGCAAGAAAAAGGCGAGUAAACCGGCUAAAGAGAAGCCUCUUCCACCGGAGGAUAAUCUGGAUCCGGUUUGGAAAAAAAUCGACAUAAGCAAAAAGUUUAACGAACCCAACCUGAGUGGAUACAAAAGCGAUGGAGGGCAGACAAUCUGCUGCAGUAAACAACUGGCUUCUCAGAGUGGCUACAUAAGCGAUUAUGGAGGCGCUCGAAGGAGACGAUUAUCCGGCUACAAAUCGGACUGCAGUACGAAAUCGCGAAAGAGCUGUGGCUACAAGAGUGACUACAGCGUCAAAGCCAAGAGUUGUGGCUAUCGAAGUGAUUGCAGCACUCGACACAGGAAGCAAGUAAGGAGAAAACGUCGGAAAAAGAUUGUGCCGAACAAUAACAAUAUGAACAACAAGAACUUUAACAAGUCUGCCAGCGUUAGUGAACAAGACAUUCUUCAGCUAGCCGGACUAACUUUGGGAAGCACUAGCGAGGAAAGCAGCAGCACAGAGGAAUCCGAAUCUUCCGUCAACGAUAACAAUAGCAGUGUACCGCUGAGCAAGCCCCUGCAAACCACCCCAGAACCCAUAGUUUCAAAUAAAGAAAAAAGUAUCAAGAUGCUUCUAACUCCCAAGAACAAGGUAGACCCACUGCUGCCUAUCAACAACUUUAAGGGAAUCUUCCAGUCAAUCCACAGGUUUGGAAGCUUUGACACCUUUGCUUCCAACAUCAGUCCGAAGAACUCGUUUGCUAGUUUCCUCAAAAGCAAUCGAAAUAAAGACAAUGGCAAGAUGACAGUCAAGAAACUACCACUUUCCAAGGCGAAUGUCAUCAAAAACUCCGAGGAAUGUAGCAAACGGUUUCAAAGGUCUACCAGCCAAGAUCUGCUUAGUCGCAUCACCAACGCAGACAUUCCGAAAGCUUCACCCGCCAAAUCCGUGUGCUCCAAACGAAGUCGUCGAAAGAGCUGUGCCAGCGAUAAACUGGACAACGUUUCGGUCAAAAGCUACGGAACCACAAUUCGGAAUCGUCGGAUGAGUACGAUGAGUAGGUGUAGCAGUAGAUCGGCUGGAUCGAGACAUCCCUGGCGAAAGAGGAAGCGAAAGCGUUUACGGUCCAAUUCGGUGGCGAAAUCUUCCUCGGACAUCAAGUUGAGCAUGGAGUUGGAGCGUUUGAGUGAGUCUUUCAACAGUUUGUGUCGAAUCUGUCCCGCUAAAGAUACUCUAUUAGGGAUUGGAGCGGCUGCUCUUGCUGGAGCAGCUGCAGCUAAGAGCAUGCAGAAAGGUCGAUCCAUGAAGAAGCGUAAAGCUUCGGAACACGUUGAAUCUCCUUCGACUGCUGCUAGUGGAACCAAACGGCGGAAUAAGAAGUCAGUAACCACUCAGAGCCCCGAUGAUCAUAAACUUCCGUUGAAGAAGCGUCACUAUUUGCUCAGUGAGCAGACGCCUAAAGAGCGUGACACCGAGAAAGAGGAGACGAGAAGUCAAACGGUUAUCAACCCGUGCGCAGCUAGUGGAAGUCGAACGAACGUGGCGUCUACCAUUACUUCCACAUUUUCUUCUACAUCAACCAUUAAAGAUCCCACCAAAGCAAUCACUCCGAAGAAGCGUCAUCUGUUAAAGUCCGAUCCCGUUAUACCGGAGGACAUAGUCCAAAUCAAAUCCAGCGACUCUCCACUUACGAUUGAUGCUAGAAAUGCUGACCUAACAGCCUUGGAUACAGCUGCUUCAGGUCACAAGAAAAGUGACGCCCUCACCCGUAAAAAGAACCGCCUCGAAGGCUUGGUCUCAAAAAUCCAACCAACCGCCACAGUUGCAGCAAUCCUAGCGGACAAUAACAUCCUCGCAGCGGCUACCCAUCGUUCGACUCCUCCAUCCCGUCCAUCUGUGAUCCAUUCGUCAGCCUCCAAUACGCAAACCACAACCGCAAUCUCAACAUCCUCUUUAAACGCUCCACCCCCAGGCGUUUUCGAGCCAACGGUGGAUCUGGAACUAUCCAUCCCAGCGUCCAUUCCGUCCCUGAUUGCCAAAGUUGAGAUGCUGGAUUCACCUCAACUGAAGGACGGCAUCUCCAAGCUCGAUGGAGACGAUUCGUCGAAGAAAAGUUCGGAAAAGGUAAUCGAAAAGCUGCUCACCAAAACUGGAGCCCAUUUGCUGUUGAAGAAGAAGCGAAAGAAGAUCAACCGAACUGGUUUCCCCACCGUUAAGAAGAAGAAAAAGAAGUUGGUUGAGCGUGAUCCAGCCGAAGGGGAUGUUAAGGCAGAGCUUGGGCCGGAUUUGUUCGAUUCCUCGAAUCUGACCAGACAUGUGCCGUCGGAGACGGAGAAGUCAACUAAAGCGAAGCAAAAGGACACUCACGUCAAUUGUGAUCGAGUACCGAAGGAGGGAGAACCAACCGAUAGUUUCAUUGAGCGGAAUACAAGGCCUCGAUUGUCGGUAGUUAGUUUGGAGCGAUUGCAGGGAAAACUUCCUCUGAAUGGCAGGGAGGUGGUGAGUCCAAUUACGCCUCCGGCUACCGGAGCUGGAAGAAGGAGGAAGUCGGUGUCUCAAAAUUUGGCGAAUGCUCUAUCCGACACUGAAGGUUCAUUUGAUAGGAGACAGUUGCGAGGAAAGUCCAAAGAUAAGAGCGAACUGGAGAAAAGAGAUGAAUCGUUGUCGAAGGGGAAAGAGAAGAAGUCUAGUUCGUCCUCGAAAUCGCUGAAGAAAGAGAAUCUCGAGAAGCAAGCGAAAGUUAAAGAGGUUCAACCGGUGUGCCAAGACGAAGUUGAUAAGUUCAAAACGAGAGAGCCCACUAAGAAGGAUAUGACGGAGAGAAUUUUCAAGCGAAAAGAACAUCUCCACCAGAGGAAAGAACCGGUCGAACAGUCCAUGCCGAAGAAAGAAUCGUUGGACAAAGCAUCAAGUGAAAAGCAUUCGAAAGCAAAAGAAGUUCAGCAUCCGAAGAAAGAUAAAUCGGCAAAAUCUUCCGAGGUUAUUCAACACGUUGAAGAGAGUACGUUAGAGAAGUCCCAGGUGGUCAAUGAAACGCAACCAACUAAGAAAGACGUUGGUAGUAAGCAAUCGAAAGUUAAAGGCAUUCCACCGCCUAAGGUAGACGAAUCUGAAAAGCAUUCGAGGGUAAAAGAUAUUCUACCCAUCAACAAAGAAUCUUUGGAGAAGAAAUCACGAACAAGAGAACCACUUCCAAGUGUGGUACCGGAACCUGUUCAAAAUACAAUUGAGGUCACGAAAUCUUCCAAAGCGAACAAAGUUGAAAAGGAGUCUACUAAAAUCCCACCCGUAACAGUGAAAAAACCCAAGACUGUCGUCGAAGAGGUGAAACCACUCCCGCUUAGAAGGACCAGAAGUUCUUCCAUUGCUCUCGAUCCAUCAGAACUUGCAAAGCGUAACGCAACCCAAGAGCAAGAAAUCGUGCUGAAAAACGCCGUCAUAAAAAUACUUCCCUGUUCCAUUACCCAAGACGAUUCAGAUUCACUGGAUUCGAUGCCACUGCUUAAACGUCUCCAAUCGCGAUCUGUGUCCAGGCAACAGCUGGCAGCGGCAGCCGCUUCAGAAGCAAUGGAGACAACACCAACCCCUGUAUCACCCAAAACACCCACCUCUCGCGCCCGAGGACGUCCAAAAGGUGGAGAACCAGAUAUCCCAGCGCCCAUACCCGUUACACCAACCCUAGCCGAAAAAUUGAGCAAACUUCGUCGAUCACGCAUGAGCGUUAUCGACACAUCAUCGAGACGAUCACUGCAGAACUCCCUUUCUCCGGAACCUCAACCAGUUAAGGAGACUCGAUCUGCAGCUGCUCGCAAAUCAUUCUCAAACGAUCCCGUCCCGGAACCUUCCCUGUACGACAUUCCACCUGUCAAGAUCAUCAUCACCAAGAAGGAUCAAAAAGCGGCUGUUGCGUCUACAGUCGAAAGAAAACCUAGGGAAUCGGAUAAGUCUAACGUUCUGAAUAGCUCAUUGGAGACGGCAAUUCGGGAACGUACCAAAAGUCGAUGUUCAAGUAGACUGGACUCGGUAGUCGAUCGGUUGCGAAGGGAGCAGAAGAAGGUAGAAGACCCCGCUCCACCAAUGGCAUCUCCGUUGCAAAAAUUGAAACGCGGAAAAAGCGAUGACUUCAAGGUUGACGCAGAGAAAGUUGUGAAGAAGAUGCGAAGAGAUACUGCCGAAGCUAUCUCGCAGGAGGUCGUUGUUCCGUUGGUUCGCGUUGACCUUCAACAGUACGACAUGGAAGAAUCGGUGACCCCGCUGGAAAAUUUACCUUCGGCAUCAUCAUCGAUGGAGGAAGAUUUGGAGCACGAUCCUCUGCCGGCGGAGGAAGGUCCUCCGGAUUACUUCCGAGAAGAAACUCCCUCGCCACCGGUCGAUGGGAAGAACAAGAAGGUUCCACGCAAGAAGUAUAUCACUGCUGGAUUGUUCUCCGAUUGCUACAAAGACGACGGGAAAGGUGCCGGUAGAAGUGGCCCGAAGGUGCAGCCAGAAACCUUACUUCCACCUCCGGCUUAUUGCGAAAAAUUCUUGCGAAGAACGCAGCGUGAUUUUCAGCUUCCUUUUGACUUGUGGUGGGCUUUCGAAAAUAGGAAGUUGACCAAUCGGCACACAGUGGCUAGCUGGAACUACAAAAAGAUCCGUACUAAUGUUUACUACGACGUCAAGGCUAAUCCUUCGACGGAUCAUCCGCAGUGCAACUGCAAACCUCAAACCGGUUGUAUCGAGGACUGUCUGAAUCGUAUGGUCUACGUCGAGUGUGAUCCGGAGAACUGUCCGUGUGGUGAUCGCUGCAGGAACACCAAGAUUCAGAGACACGAAUACGCUCCAGGCUUGGAGCGAUUUAUGACCGAGAAGAAGGGCUGGGGAAUCCGUUCGAAAGAAGGCAUCAAAAAGGGAAUGUUCAUUAUGGAAUAUCUCGGAGAAGUAGUCACCGAUAAAGAGUUCAAGGAGCGUAUGCGUACAAUCUACUUAAACGAUAUGCAUCAUUACUGUUUGAACUUAACCGGUGGACUGGUCAUCGACGGUCAUCGGAUGGGAAGUGAUUGCCGCUUCGUAAAUCAUUCGUGCGCCCCGAAUUGUGAAAUGCAGAAAUGGUCCGUCAAUGGUUUGUUCCGGAUGGCACUCUUUGCCGCUCGCGACAUUCCUGCCUACGAAGAGCUAUCCUACGACUACAACUUUUCUCUGUUCAAUCCAUCCGAAGGCCAACCUUGCAUGUGUGGCUCGGAUAAGUGCCGUGGCGUUAUCGGUGGCAAAUAUCAACGUGUCAAGCCACUGCCAGUAGCCACGGAAAUGAAGAAACCUCUAGAGGCGGUUGAAGCAGAGAAAACGGUUUCAACUACAGCCGCUCCGACAGAUCAAAGUCCAAGAAGUGCAGCUCGGUCAAGAAAACGUCAGGCAAAGAAAAACGCUCCAAUUACGCAAUUGAACGGCCAACCUCUACCCAACUUUGUUCCACCCACCCAAAAAGAAAGAUCCCUGAUCAUCGAACAUCACUGUUUCCUGCUGAGGAACUUGAACAGAAUUCGCAAGAAGGAUCGUUCACCGGAACAUUUGUCUGCAUCGCAAACUGCAAGUCCUGCGUUGGGAUCUGGUCAAAACGCUCAACAGGGCGUUGGCGGAAAACCUUCACUGGCUUCGCAGAUUUCUGCGCUACGCUGUCCACGAAACAUCCGCACUCGCGGAUUGGCCUUCGUCGAAGAUGAUCCGGAGCUGGAGAAAAUCGCUCGGAUUGCCGUCGCGCUCAAAGAGAUCUGCCUCGAGAUCGCUAGCUUGAAAGAUGAACGGGGUCACCUAUACCUGAACCUGCUAACGCUGCCGUCAAAGAAGAAAAAUCCUCUGUACUACGAACGUAUUCCUCGGCCGAUAGAUUUGGCUCAGCUCCAGUCCAACAUCGAACAGGGAUCGUACAAACAACCGAAAGCAUUCGAGGACGACCUGUUGAUAAUGUUCAGCAAUGCGGUUAAAUUUUUCGGCAUCAGCUCACCGGAAGGUGUUGCGUCGGAAAAGUUGAAAGAGCACUACUUCAUCUGCAAGCAGCGGCAGGUUGAGCGGUUGAUCGCGUAUGUUGGUGAGCAGAAUGAGUUGUUGAGAGGUUUCAUCCCGAAAACAGAACCGGAACCUGUGGCACCGGUGAAAGGUCGAGGCAAGUUCAAACAGGAACAGGCUGAAGAUAUCAUUCGUUGUAUUUGUGGACUGUUUAAGGAUGAAGGCAUGAUGAUCCAGUGCUCGAAGUGUUUGGUUUGGCAACAUGUUGAGUGCACAAAGGCCGAUCCUGCCAUCGAGAACUAUCUCUGCGAAAGGUGUGAACCCCGAACAGUUGACCCGGAGAUUCCUCUCAACGAUUACACCGACGAGGGUUAUCAGUAUUAUAUCUCGCUGAUGCGGGGCAACCUGCAGAUAAGACAGACGGAUACGGUUUACGUUCUACGUGACAUUCCAAUGUCUCCGGAUCCCGACAACCCCAAUGGUCCUCAUAGGAAGCACACCUACAAAACGAUCGGUAAUAUCGAUUACGCUGAGUGCGACAUUUUCCGGGUUGAGAGUCUGUGGAAAGAUAAGGAAGGUCGGCGGUUCGUUUACGGACACCAUUACUUGAGGCCACACGAAACGUUCCACGAGCCUACGAGAAGGUUCUACCCCAACGAAGUGAUGCGCGUCCCACUGUACGAAGUGAUUCCAAUUGAACUGGUCAUGGCUCGUUGUUGGGUUUUGGAUCCAGCAACGUUCUGCAAGGGUCGUCCGGUGGAUAGUUCUGAACCACACGUCUACAUCUGCGAACUUAGGGUCGAUAAGAGCGCUCGUCUGUUCUCGAAAAUCAAACACGCCCAUCCGAUUUGCAUGAAAUCGUAUGCGUUCCACAAGUUCGAGCAGAAACUGAAAAUUUCCAAGACUUUUGCGCCACAUGACUUGGGAUCCCUCGCGCAUCUCCUAACGGCCAAAGACAACCGGAAGAAAAACUCCAAGAAGGACGACUCUACCUCGACGGUUUCCGGAGCGUCCGGAUCUUCCGGCUCGAAAAAGAUGACACCGAUCAUACAGCUGUUGCCACCACCGCCGAAGAUUGAUCCAACCAUCAAUACUACUACUUCUACUAGUUCUGCUACCACCACUACUAGUACUACCAUCAACAGGUCCGAGGGCGCUACCUUGCUACCUUCAAAUGAGACACUGGCCGAAAAGCGCAACCGACUGGAGCAGGUCCUGGCCCGACUCAUGAUCAAGAUGACGUUGAAUCCUGCGGCACUGCCGGCCGUCGACAUCAGCUACCUGCUCACCGGAAGGGGAGCCCGAUCCCGGAGAACCAUCGCCAAUGCCACCCCGGUGCCGGCCAUUUGAGAGUGGGUCCGGAAGCGCCGCAAGCGUCGAAAAUGGAAACGUUGCUACAGCUAAGGGCGCUGGAGAUAUUGACGAGGCCACCGCAUCAUCGAUGAAGGACUUCCGAUUAGGAUCUUUAAACUUGGGAUUUAAGCACGUAUUUAAAUCGUUUGAAAAGGUUGAUGGGUUUUAUCGAACAGACGCCUCAGCAUUUGACAUUUCAGUCAGUGUGCUACUUUCCGUAGGAACUUGUCUUUGAAAGUCUUCAUUGCUCGAAAGAAUCCAGAAAAGAAUUGUAAAUGAUUCUACAAGACCUUGUAUAAAAAUGCCACAGCGUAACGCAAUUAAUUUAAUUUAAUUUAUUUUAUUAGAGAGGCUUGCUUGGUAGAUUCGCCUCUUGCGUAACGCAAUAGCGAUUGCUAAUCUUUACCUGUGGCACCUCCGACACUGAAUGAAAUCAUCAUGUAGAAAAUACUAGAUAUUUCAGAAAUAUUCAAAUUGAGUUUGGUUUUCAGAUUUCAAAAUUUAAAAUCCUUGUCUAAACUUUUAAAAAGUUCCCAGCACAUCGUGAAGUGUCAAAGUGGGGAUUCAAUCAUUCAUACUGCAUGCUACUAUCAAUUACUCAAUCAAACUUAAACCCUUCUUAAACUUGGGCAAACAUUGAGUUGACCAUAAAACAAUCACACUAGAAAUGGAAUCAUUCACAAACACCCGUCGUCGCGUCCACCGUUUGAACAUGAUAACGAAUAGUACAGAUUUUUUGUUUAUGGUUUUUGUUUGUAAAUAGUAGAGUUGUUCACUACAGCAGCAACAACGACAAAUAUCAUCUUUAUUAUUAUUAUAACCUCCCGAUGUAGAUUGAUUAGGGUAUUUGACGUUUGGAUUAUAACACACACACAGAUUUGAGUAUGUUUAGGGUUAUGUUUAUCAGCAGCACAUUAAGUUAUUUAAUUUAUUUAUAUCAGCACCGUCGUUUUUGUUUAUACAUUCUUAUAUAGCAAAUAAACUUUGUUUUUGUUCAUAUAGAUUUUUUUUUGUUUUUAUUUCCUCCGGAACAUCCUCGUCCACAUUCAUUCAUGUGAAUUGAUCCCGUUUCACCUUUUUCCUCUGAUUGAUACCUUAUAACUUUCUAUAUUAGUCCAAUCUAAACUUUCUGUUAAUGAGUAAUUUUUAGCUAAACAAACUAUCAAGUAUUUAAAAAAUGUAUAUAUCAUCUAAAACCUUAAAAGAGGGAUUGAUAAGUAUUCUUGAAGUGUGUGUUAACAAACACACAUUACUAAAACAAACCGAUAGCAAUGGACUGAAUCAGAGUUGGAAAUUAAUAAAUCAUAAAGAAAACAAACUUAACUAAAAAAAAGAGAUUAGCAAACAGGAUCUGUGCAGAAGAUGAGAAGGACGGAAGAAGAUAAUAUAUUUGAUAAGAGAGGCAGAUUUUUUAUAUUUCUAGCAGCGCUAUAUAUAGGAGUUUUUAAAAUUUCCACCCUUCACCCAAAUCUAAGAAUAAAUAAUCUAAUUAAAGUGGGUUGAAAAACUACAAAAAACAACAACAGUACUAGUAGGUGUAAAAAUAAAUUAAACAAAUAAACUAGACAUUCUAUUUGAAACAAUACAACACUAAAAAAACACACUUUACACUUUCACUCACGAAUCACUACAAACCUACUGAGGGUCACAUGGUAACAAUUAUAGAGAACAGAAAAAAAUAACAUAGCCUAGCGUUAGCUUGGAGCAAAUAAAAAUGUUCACGGAACUGUACCGCAAAAUAAAUACACAAAAUUAUUGA